GCCGCGUUCCCUUCGUACUCUCUAAAGAGUCGACACUGUCAAGCGCAGACCCAUGUUCCCUCCGUCGCGCAUUCGCGAGCCAUCGGUUGAACGCCAGUCGUUGACGAGAGCUCCGCUGGCCCAGCAGGAUGGUUCUUCCACGGCGUCCACACCGGUGCAGGGAAACCCGUAUCCUUCCGAACGGUCCCCACGGACUUCCCCUGCAAGCUACGGAGCAACGUCGUCUAUGGAAGAUUCUUUGGCUACAAGUCUUCGCACUGGCUCACUAUUGGACACUCUGGACGACUCUAGCAGAGUUUCCGGUCAUGCUCCUCCCAGAAAUCAUGUUGAGGAGCCUACACAUGAAGAAGACGAAGACAAUGGGGAUGAAGAUUCCGAGGCAGACGAAAAUCGUCAAGAGCUUUCGGUUGCGCUUUUAACACGUCGAAUUCGUUGCUUGUUUGGCAUACUAACGGGACCCAUUGCUCCUCUCGGAGGCAUGGUUGUAGCAACCCUGUUUUGGCUCCUGAUCGCUUCCCUCCAAACCUGGGAUGUGGUGUGCUCUCAUCCGCUCAAGGGAUACGCUCUCAUCAGCGCUGUGCUCCUCGCCUACACGCCCCUACAUUAUCGGUGGCGGAGCUUGCUAAUGACCGCAGCCAGGCGGAACGAGAAUGAUGCGCAAGCACAAGCACCGCUCGACCGUCCUCGUGCCGUCCGACACAUGGAUCAGUGCUUUCAUACCGUUGCACUACUUUACGUAUAUGCAGGUAUUACGCUCGUGCAGACCUGUCGACAAGAUAUGGACGGGGAGAUGGAUCUUUUGUUGUCCGUCACGGAUACUGUCGAGGAAGGGGUGAACUCCUCCCAAACAGUCGGCGCGCCAGUGGAUCAUGUGAACACGUGCGCCGCAACCUGUCCCAAUGUAUACCAGGCUCUCGUCAUUUACGUGGCGAGUCUGGAACUUUUCACGUUAAGCUUGAUUCUACCACUCCUAUGCCUGCCCUUUAUUUAUUUGUGGUUUUUACGCCGAGCCACUAACGAGGCGAGUUUGUGGACCGAUGUGUUACGUAACCAAUUGCGGGAUGAUGAUCUGGUGCGGAGGAAUGGCAACGUAUUGGCUUCGACAAUAUUGGAACGCUUGGAAGCCGUGCAUUUGGUCGAGGACGACGGGAGUACGGAGGAAUCGCUGCGCGUAUGGGUUGUACCAGUCAAAGCGCAAACAACCGAACGACGGGACGCGAAGGAUGUCAAGGAAUGUUGCAUUUGUAUGGAAGAUUUUGCGAUACAACCGCCAAUGGAUGUAGAAUCCGGAAUUUUACAGAGUUUAGUCGACAACGGUAGUGACGAAGACAUCGUACAAACUCGGGUGUGCGGACAUUUGUACCAUCGUCGGUGUAUUUCUAGCUGGGUGGGGGGACAGUGGACUCCUGAGACAGUAUCGGUCGGCGACGAACGAAAAGCGCGAAGGACAACAUGCCCUUUAUGUCGAGCCGAUUUGAGACCGCCACCGGACAAUUAUUCGGCAUGA
Messenger RNA from Phaeodactylum tricornutum CCAP 1055/1, 1507 nucleotides. RefSeq lists its product with no specific name. NCBI's taxonomy places the organism in Eukaryota, Bacillariophyta, Bacillariophyceae, Surirellales, Neidiaceae. The coding region runs from base 53 to 1507 and encodes 484 amino acids. The transcript has a single exon. The record is from RefSeq and is a predicted model, not a curated record.